Hippocampus zosterae (dwarf seahorse) is the source of this 6546-nucleotide messenger RNA. RefSeq names its product membrane-associated phosphatidylinositol transfer protein 2-like. NCBI's taxonomy places the organism in Eukaryota, Metazoa, Chordata, Actinopteri, Syngnathiformes, Syngnathidae. The record is from RefSeq and is a predicted model, not a curated record. Gene Ontology annotation, cellular component: cytoplasm. Gene Ontology annotation, molecular function: metal ion binding; phosphatidylinositol binding; phosphatidylcholine intramembrane carrier activity. Gene Ontology annotation, biological process: phospholipid transport.
CAAACCCAAAGGGGCACAGAACCCGUCCUUGACGCAACAGGUGUGUUGGAGGAGGGAAGCGUGGACAACGAGCCUGCUCGGGCUCUUGGGGCCCAAGGUGCAUGUGCUUGCAGUGACACGCUGUCACGCCGGAGGUCGCCCUUUCCUCCCUUUCACCUGCGCUAUGCUGUCGACGCCGGCCCGAAAGCCACAUCGCGGAGGGACGGACGGACAACAACAAGAGUCAGACGACGACACGCCGGAGCGGAAGAUGGAGCGUACCGAGGGGACAUGCGACGCCCUGUGAAGGAGGACGAGGACGAGGACGGACGACGAAAAAAAAAACAUCACAACCCCCGGCUCUCGAACCCUUUUCGUCGGCGAGCCGGCAUGCCGCGGCGGGGAGAAGACGACCGGGGAUUGACCGCCGCCGGCCGGCCGAGCCUCAGGCGCCUGCGAUGACUGGCCUCCCGUUUUUCCUGCCGCGCUGACCGUGGGUCCGGGUGCCGCCGCCGCCAUGCUGAUCAAGGAGUACCGCAUCCCCAUGCCCAUGAGCGUGGACGAGUACCGCAUCGCUCAGCUCUACAUGAUACAGAAAAAGAGCCGCGAGGAGAGCUGCGGCGAGGGCAGCGGCGUGGAGAUCCUGGAGAACAAACCGUACCGGGACGGUCCCGGAGGCUCGGGCCAGUACACCCGCAAGGUGUACCACAUCGGCAAGCACAUCCCGUCCUGGUUUUGCUCCAUCCUGCCCCAGGCCGCCCUGCGCGUGGAGGAGGAGUCCUGGAACGCCUACCCUUACACGCGCACCAGGUACACGUGUCCCUUCGUGGAGAAGUUCUCCAUUGACAUCGAGACUUACUACAUGCCCGACACCGGCGACCAAGCCGACGUCUUCGGUCUGUCUUCGGCCGAGAAGAGACAAAGGACAGUGGACCCCAUCGACAUCGUCAAGGACUACAUCGCUCCCCACGAGUACCUGGCAGAAGAAGACCCCCGACUGUACCGCUCGCUCAAGACCGGGCGAGGCCCGCUCUCCGAAGACUGGAUCCAGGAGAUCGAGCAAAGUCCGUCCCGCCGCUCGGUCAUGUGCGCCUACAAACUGUGCAAAGUGGAGUUCCGCUACUGGGGCAUGCAGUCCAAGAUCGAGCGCUUCAUCCACGACGUGGGUCUACGUAAAGUGAUGGUGCGAGCCCACCGCCAGGCGUGGUGCUGGCAGGACGAGUGGUACGGCCUCACCAUGGAGGACAUCCGGCAGCUGGAGCUGGAGACCCAGCUGGCCCUGGCCGAGAAGAUGGCCCAGUACAGCCUCGGCGAGGAGGGAGGCCCCGAGACCAACGGCCGCCCGGACCCUCAGGACCGGGACCGGGAGCCGGGGGUCGCCGCCGAGGCCGAGGCCCAGGCCGGCCGAGACGAAGCGGCCGCGGUGCCGGACACCCGGGGCGAGCUCACCAAGCAGUGGUCCACGUCGUCCAGAUCCUCCAACAGGUCAUCCAAGAGAGGCGGGAGUCCUUCUCACCACAGCCUGAGCGAGUGGAGGAUGCAGAGCAUCGCGCGGGAAUCCGACGAUAGCGCGGAUGACGAGUUCUUUGACGCGCACGACAGCUUCUCUGACGGCGAGGAGGUCUUCCCCAAGGAGAUGGCCAAGUGGGGCUCCAACGACCUGAUGGACAAAAUGGACGGCAUGGAAGCGGACGAGGUUGGAGAGUCGCUCUAUCCCGAAUCGGCGGGCCAAUUUGGCGCCGUGACGCACGAGGAGACCGGCGCCGAGGUGGGUGCUUUCCACGCUCUUCUCACCCCAUGGUGUGACGAUAUUUGUCGGCGCCUCCUCCCGCAGGCGCCUCAGCGGUGUCUUCAGCCGUCCAAAAUCCACGUCCUGAUUCUUGUCCUGCACGGAGGAAAUAUUCUGGACACGGGCUCAGGCGAGCAGAACAGCAAGCAAGGCGACGUCAACACGCUGAGCGCCGCCUUUGAGACGGUGAUGAGGGUUCACUACCCGACGGCGCUGGGCCGCGUCGCCGUCCGCACCGUGCCGUGUCCCGCCGUCUGCGUGGAGGCCUUCUCGCUGGUGUCCAACCUGAGCCCGUACAGCUACGACGAGGGCUGCCUGUCCAGCAGUCAGGAUCACAUCCCGCUGGCGGCGCUGCCUCUCCUCGCCACGUCGGCGCCGCAGUACCAGGACGCCGUGGCCGCCGUCAUCCUCAGAGCCAAUCAGGUCUACGCCGACUUCAUCAGGUCGCUGGAAGGAGCCUCCUUCAACGGGCAGGUGUGUGUGAUCGGAGACUGCGUGGGAAGCAUCCUCGGCUUCGACGCGCUGUGCAGUAGUUCGGUCCUGCUGCUGGAAAGUCCGAACAGCAGCAGGCGGGGCAGCGCCGUCAGCGUGCAGGACACGGAGCUGCUUUCGCCCGGCAUCGUGGUCAACAGCGCCUCGCCGUCGUCGUCGCCGUCCCUGGGGGCCAGUCGACAGCUGAGCCGCAGCAACAUCGACAUCCCUCGCUGCUCGGGGCCCGACGAACUCAAGACGCAGCUGCCGCGCAAACGCAGCGACUCCUCCACCUACGAGAUCGACACCAUCAAGCAUCAUCAGGCCUUCCUGUCCAGCCUGCACUCCAGCGUGAUCCACGCCGAGUCCUGCUCUCGCCGCUCCAGCAGCAGCACCAUGCUGGAGGGGGGGUCGCUGGGCAAGUUUGACUUUGAGGUGACCGACUUCUUCCUCUUCGGAUCUCCUCUGGGCCUGGUGCUGGCCCUGCGCAAGACGGUGGUGCCCUCGUUGGACGUGACGGCUCUGCGUCCGGCCUGCCGGCAGGUCUACAACCUGUUCCACCCGGCGGACCCGUCGGCCUCCCGCCUGGAGCCCCUGCUAGACAAACGCUUCCACCUGCUCCCCCCCUUCUGCGUCCCCCGAUAUCAGCGAUUUCCUCUGGGGGACGGACACUCGGCUCUCCUGGCGGAGACGGUGCGGAGCAACCCUCGGCUCCUGAUGGAGCCGCCGGCGCUCUGUGGCGCUCCGGAGACGGCCGCGAGCGAGACCUGCAUCCACGUGCCCGUCCUCAACCGGACCCCCUGCGUGGACGGCAACGCUCACCCGGCCCCGCCCCCGGCCCCGCCCCCGUCCGCAUCCCCCGGGCUCCCUCACAUCCGCUGCCACCGCCGAGCGAGCGAGGCCAGCCUGGCGAGCCAGGCGUCGGGCCUGGCCGACUCCUACGCCGCCUCCAACGUGGCCAACACCGGCCGGCUGAGAAAACGGCCCAGUCUGCUGUCCCGGCUGCCCGUUACCUCCCGUAAAGUCGCCUCCCGGACGCCGUCGUUGCGCUCGCGCAGGAAAAGCCGGCAGGUGUUCCCGAGAGCCGCCGAGUCCGACGCCGAGUCGGACGCCGGCUCGGACGGCGCCGCUGACCCGGCGGACCUGGGCUCGAACUUGGAGCAAGUUGCGUCCCGCUGGUGGGGCAGCAAGCGGAUGGACUACGCCCUCUACUGCCCCGACGCCUUGACGGCCUUCCCCACCGUGGCCCUGCCGCAUCUCUUCCACGCCUCCUACUGGGAGUCCACCGACGUGGUGUCCUUCCUGCUCCGACAGGUGAUGAGGCACGAGAACUCUGCAAUUCUGGAGCUGAAUGGGAAGGAGGUGUCGGAGUUCACGCCGUCCAAGCCCAGGGAGAAGUGGUUGCGCAAACGCACUCAUGUCAAAAUUCGGAACGUGACGGCCAACCACCGCGCGAGUGACGCCGUGUUCACGGAGGACGGUGCCCAGACGCUGACCGGUCGCUUCAUGUACGGCCCGCUGGACAUGGUGACGCUUACGGGAGAGAAGGUCGACAUUCACAUCAUGACGCAGCCUCCCUCGGGCGAGUGGGUCCACUUCGACACGCAGCUCACCAACGGCGGCGGACGCGUUUCCUACGCGCUCCCCGACAACAAGCGGCUGGGCGUCGGGGUGUAUCCCGCCAAGAUGGUGGUGAGGGGCGACCACACGUUUGCCGACAGCUACCUCACGGUGGUGCCGCGCGGGACCGAGUUUGUGGUGUUCAGCAUCGACGGCUCCUUCGCCGCCAGCGUUUCCAUCAUGGGCAGUGACCCCAAGGUGCGGGCGGGUGCCGUGGAUGUGGUCAGGUACUGGCAGGACCUGGGCUACCUGAUCGUGUACGUGACGGGGCGUCCCGACAUGCAGAAGCAGCGCGUGGUGGCGUGGCUGUCGCAGCACAACUUCCCGCACGGCGUGGUCUCUUUCUGCGACGGCCUGGUUCACGACCCGCUGCGCCACAAGGCCAACUUCCUCAAGUGCCUCGUCGGCGAGGCCCAAAUGCGGAUCUUCGCCGCCUACGGCUCCAGCAAGGACAUUUCGGUGUACGCCAACGUGGGCCUACCGCCGUCGCAUAUCUACAUCGUGGGAAGACCCACGAAGAAGAUGCAGCACCAGUGUCAGUUCAUUCCAGACGGCUACGCCUCGCACCUGUCCCAGCUGGAGUACAACCAGCGUUCCCGUCCCGCCAAGCCGGCCAGCGCCCGCAUGGUCCUGCGAAAGGGCAGCUUCGGCCUGGGCGCCGCCUCGGGAGACUUCCUGCGCAAGCGCAACCACAUCUUCCGCACGAUUUCCUCGCAGCAGCCCGGCGGGGCGCCCUGCGGCUCGCCCAAGCCCCCGGGCCGGACGGAGCGAACGCGGAGCCAGUGCGAGACGGAGCGCGACGACGGCGGCGGCGGCGGGCGCGGCGCAGCGCAGCAUGAGCGUGGCGGCCGGAUGCUGGGCACGCAGUGGAAGCGCCAAGGAGGGAAGCGCCGGCUCGUGCGGCCCCAAAUGAGCUGGAUGGCGCCCCCCCCCUCCCCAUCCUGUGAUCCCCGACAGGGAGUGGACUCGAGGCCACUGUGUAGCGUGACUCUUUUCCACUCACACUUUUCUAGAGGAGACGACAAGGGAGCCUUCAAUCCAUUGAUGUAAACGAGCCUUAAGCUAACCUCAUUCACGACGCAUCCCGACGGCAACCUGCACAAAGGCAGACCUCCCGCUCAACAUAACAGCUCAGGUUCAUUUGUUCGGUGCGCGUCGCCGCGGCAACGCGCUCUUUGUUUCUUUUGGAAAGCAGGUUGAGCAUUUAUUCCUUUCUUUGACAUUCAAUUGGCGCUCCGUUGUUCCUCGGCUGUAUUUUGUCCCUUUGUGGCAUUUAAACUGUCACAAAUUGGAGAAAAAAAAAAGCCAAUGCCGAGGAGCUGAAAAUUACGCGAUUGGAUUGGUUUCAUCGCUUCAAAAAGAGCAUGAGAGGGCACCAAAAAAAAAAAAGAGACUCUGAAAUAAAUGCUCAAAGCGCUUUCCGGACGUGUUGCCGCCGUCCUGUGCCACACACCACUGCCACCAGUGUAUGUUUGUUGAUUUCUACGAGCCCUCCACUUUCCGUUUUCAACAGGUCACGUUCACCGCACCAAUCCCUUUAGUGCUUAGCUUUGCAAUACCUCUCAUCGACCUGCUGGUGGCACUGUGUUCCUCCUAUGUACGGUAACGCUGCUGCUGGGAGUUUCUACUUUUUUGCUCCUUUUCCAAGAUAUUUGCCGCUUGAAUGUUUAACGGGUGUCAUUUUGCAAUCUCUCCACGUGUGUUUUCGUGACAAGCUGGCACCGUGAUCUUUCUUUUUUGUUUGUUUUUUUUACACUUCUCGCCAACAGGGGGCAGCCUACUGAAUGUUUUUGCCGUAAAGGAGCUUUGCCUCCACGAAAGGUGAGAUUUUUUUUUAAACUUUGAAAGACUCCACUUUGCCUUGCUUGAUUCGGAGUGUGUGUGUUUAAGACUACUGCCUUUGCACUUGGAAAUUAAGUUUAUUGAUGAAUCAAGGCAAGGCAAACUGACUGUUCUAGUGAGCAGCAGCAUUCAGACAGGCUGUCUUGGCACCCAGCUUGGAACUUACACCAAUACAGUACUUAUUUUCCCCCCUUUUUUUUGCAACAUCUCCUGUAAAUGGCACAAGAAAGGCUGAAUUUCUCAGCUUUGUAUGUUGGAUUUAGUCAGCACUCCUAACUUUGCACGCGCCAUUUUCUCGGGUUGCAACGUUAAUGCCUCGGCUCGGUUCCAACGAGGAAGCUGGUGUUCCAGGUGGACCCGGUGCUAGCUUGUAACGAAAUCUACUUUUAUUAAAAGGCCUUACAAGGAAAAAAAGGACGCUAUCGCUAACACUCCAGCGCAAAAGCCAAAUGAUACUUUCACACUGUAGUUAACCAACUGCAUAACCUCACUCGAGAAAAAAUGACUUUAACUCUGUAGUGCAUGUCUUAUUUAUGUAUCAAUUUCAAUCAUUUCAGGGGAUGAAGACGAUUCCGUCAAUGUGCCAAAUAGUGGACAGUACAUCUGUAUUGUUAUUUUAGAAGGAAAGGGGCACUAUUGUACAUUGUUACUCCACUUGGAAGAAAUGAUUUAUGCUGCAAACGAAAGGAGGCGUCGUGGUGGUCAAAAGAACUUGAAUGUGUCACGGGAUGUACAUACUGCAAAGAUGCAUGAUGAUGUACGACUGACUUACCUGUUCCAGAUUUGUUUGCCGAUGAGAGAGAAUUACCAUUCCACGACGCCGUCCAUGCAUUUAAGGUGUGGGG